Dichotomopilus funicola is the source of this 975-nucleotide messenger RNA. RefSeq lists its product as uncharacterized. Lineage: Eukaryota; Fungi; Ascomycota; Sordariomycetes; Sordariales; Chaetomiaceae. The transcript is spliced from 6 exons. Gene Ontology annotation, molecular function: mRNA binding. The record is from RefSeq and is a predicted model, not a curated record. Gene Ontology annotation, cellular component: cytoplasm; nucleus. Bases 1 to 975 code for a protein of 324 amino acids.
AUGACCGAGGUUUCGUCGACCCGCCUCUAUCUGGGCAACCUGCCCCGUAAUGCCACCAAGGCCGAUGUCGAGGCGCACUUUGCCACCCAUGGCACCGGUGAAAUUACCGAGAUCAAGCUCAUGAACGGGUUUGGUUUCAUCGAGUAUAAGGAUGCGAUGGAUGCCCGUGAUGUGGUUCCCGAUGGAUCUGACUUUAUGGGUGAACGCCUUACCGUCCAGUUCGCGCGCGGCUCCCGCCAUCGAGAACAGCCCGGUGGUGGUGGUGGUGGCGGCGGCGGCGGAUACGCCCACGAUCGCACCAGCGCCCCCCGGCCGCGCCGUACACCGCAUCGCAUGCAAAUUACUGGACUCCCUAAUGAUACCAGCUGGCAGGACCUGAAAGACUUCGCUCGCCAAUCUGGCCUUGACGUCGUCUACUCCGAGACGAACCGCAACGGUAGCAACGAGGGGUUUGUCGAAUUCGAGACGGCUGCCGACCUCCGGACCGCCGUCGAGAAGCUGGACGGCCGCGACUUUAAGAAUGCGCGUGUCACCUGCGUUCCCAAUACUCAGCCCGACAUCCCUAGAGGGGACCGGGCGCGUUCGCGGUCUCCGCGCCGCCCGUAUCCUCCCCCGGUGGAUGACUACGAUCGGCGUGGGCCCCCGCGUGGGUACAGCCCUCGGCGUGAUGGGUACCGGGAAGGAGGAGCGUACCGUGAGCGCACCCCUCCCCCUCGUAGGGACUAUUAUGAUGACAGGAGGGGAGGCUAUCGUUCGCCCCCGCGUCGCGGACCGCCCAUGGACGACUACCCGCGCGGCCGAUACGACGACCCCUACCGGGGCGGUGGACCCCGCGACUACCCUCCUCCGGACCCGUACAUGAACGGGCGCGGCUACCACGACCGCCGGGGCCCGCCUCCGCCGGACUUCCCCCCGCGCGACCCAUAUGCGAGGGAACCCUACCCGCCUCCCCGGGACUACGAGCGUCGGUACUAA